GCUCCACCCGGUGAGUCUGAUGUUACUGCUCUGGAGAAAGAGGAGUUUGCACACAAUAGCGAUGGCAGAAAUCUCUUUUUUUCUCUCUAACGUCAGUAUAACUGUCACGCAGGACAUGGAGCCUGACAAGAUCUCUGGAAAAGAGAAGGAAUAUGAGUGUGUGGAGCUUGGCGAUCUGGACAGAAAAGAGAAGAUCCCUCGUCGCAUUAUUCAUUUCUCCAGUGGCGAAACCAUGGAAGAAUACAGUACAGAUGAGGAGGAGGAGGACAACAAGCAGAACGCAAAGAAAGACCUUCUGUCCUCCAGAGACGCAUCAAAGUUGACAUGGGGCCCGUAUGUCUGGUUUCAGAUGUGGAGAGCAGCUACAUCUACUAUAUCUGCUUGUGACUACCUCGGUGAGCGGAUGGCAUCGCUUUUUGGCAUCACCUCAGCUAAAUACCAGUAUGCCAUAGAUGAAUACAGCCGGUCAAAGAGAGAGAAGGAGGACCGAGAUGAAGAUACGCGUCUUUCUGAAGAGGCAGAGCACCUGUUUGAAGAGCAGCAAAACGAUGAAGACGAGGAUCCUAAAACCGACCAGCCGGAGACCAGCAGACAUGAAGUACAGGUGACCAAUGAGGUGCACCUUCAGCCCUCACUAGUGCACGACACCGAUCAGAUCCCUGCUGUUGUUACUAGCACUUAACUGCAGCUGUAGUUUGCCAUACAACUAUGGUUUAAACACCACAGUCUUUAUUAAUUUUUAUAGCACUUACCACAAAGACAUAAUCAGGUUCUGAAACAAAUUUCAUAUGUCUCAAUGUUUACUUCUGUCUUUGACUCCCUUAAUGCACUGAUCCUGGACCAGUGAAAUGAUAUUGUAUAUACUGAUUAUGGUGCUAAUGAGGAGACCAAAAAGGAAUUUGUGUAGAUGUGCCACUACACUAACAUGAACACACUAAACAUUGUUUUUGUUUGACUCUACAUGUAUUUAUGUAUGUAUUUAUUUAUUUAUUUAUUGUUAUUAGUAGUCCAAUGAAGUAUUUAAUGGAUUUAUUUACUGUUAAUAGAGACACAUAUCUCAAACAGUUUUUUUUAAUUUAAUAUACCUUUAAUGCUCAAUAUUUGUAAUGCUAUUGUUUUGUACUGAACCAUU
Danio aesculapii is the source of this 1132-nucleotide messenger RNA. RefSeq lists its product as uncharacterized. The coding region runs from base 20 to 682 and encodes 220 amino acids. The record is from RefSeq and is a predicted model, not a curated record. Lineage: Eukaryota; Metazoa; Chordata; Actinopteri; Cypriniformes; Danionidae. The transcript has 5 exons.